Molecule: messenger RNA, 1117 nt
Organism: Aspergillus glaucus CBS 516.65
Lineage: Eukaryota; Fungi; Ascomycota; Eurotiomycetes; Eurotiales; Aspergillaceae
Product: HD domain-containing protein
Exons: 3
Coding region: 154-909 (251 amino acids)
Source: RefSeq, a predicted model, not a curated record
AGGAGAACUACGUAAGGACAAAAAGCAAGAAUGGACAGCUAGCAUUCCGAGCCGAGCAAACCCACAUAACUAUUUAAUGCAUCUGGUCCUCCGUAUCUGUCGCGGGAAUGCUUCUCGGCCUCUUUUCAGCUCAGCUCAGCUCGUCCGCCAAUCAUGACUACCACUACUACCACGACCGCCACUACCACUACAAUCAGCACUCUCUGUCAAGAGACGACUCUCGAUGACCUGCAAAAUGCAUUGUCGCAAACUUAUCAGGAUAUUUUGAUUAAGAAUCAGGCGUUGCUGGUUUCCGUCGCGGAAUCGGUGAAGGAAUACAUGUCGCAAUAUGACCUAUCGCACGACUUUCACCACAUCCUUCGUGUUGUAACACUUUCGCGACGAAUUCUAGAUGCCGAGUGCUCUCACGAUGAAAAUGGAGGAAUCGAAUACGAUCCAUUGGUUGUCUUUUUAAGCGCCCUGCUCCACGACAUCGGCGACCACAAAUACGUCAAAGCAGGCGAAAGCGCCACAGCUCAAAUAGCAACCAUGCUCUCACAAGCCGGCGCAUCACCACAAUUAACUACCAAAGUCCAAACAAUCGCCAGCAACAUCUCCUACACCACUGAAAUGAAAGACCGCGCGCGAUUACAGAGGAUUCUAAACCAACAUCGGGAACUGGGUAUCGUGCAGGAUGCGGAUCGGUUAGAUGCGAUUGGGGCUACGGGGAUUGGGCGCGCUUUUGCGUUCGGGGGCGCGAAGAAGCCGGAUAAUGGGCUGGAGAGCCAGAGGGACCAUAUUAGUGGGAAGUUGGAGGGAUUGGUGGAUUUUAUGAAGACGGGAACAGGGAAACGUAUGGGUGUUGAACGGACGAAGAGGUUGAGGAUAUUUCAAGAGUGGUGGGAUGAGGAGAUGAGGUUUGAGUCUUGAUUAUUUGUUCCUGUUGUGCUUAUAGUAGACCAGACCAGGUAAGCGGGUCUCGAUUGUUUAUUUGAUUGUAUGAUAUACAAAGUCAGAAAGCUCUUUUCAACCUCCAUCCAGUACACAUCCCCCGUGCAAGCACAAACAAUACAAAAGCAAGCACAUACGCCAUUACGUUUAGUCGACUGUACCGAUUAGCGAAAUAGCCUGGAAGAGC